Messenger RNA from Racocetra persica, 143 nucleotides. NCBI's taxonomy places the organism in Eukaryota, Fungi, Glomeromycota, Glomeromycetes, Diversisporales, Gigasporaceae. The record is from the annotation of a GenBank genome assembly.
UUGGUAUCACCUAUGAUCAAUUCCUCUACGGACCCUCAAACCAUGUCAAUGCUGCCGCUUGAAUUAGGACCGCCCCUUGUCAAUUCAACAACAGAUCUUCAAAGGCCAAUGUCAUUGUUCGAGCCGGGGGAUGACUCUUACCA